UCAAUCAUGAUAAUCUUCGAUCGAAUUCGUCAGCUGUCACAGGUACAAGCUUGGCCGUCAAGAUGGCAUCUCUUUGAAUGGUGUGAUCUAGCAAUAACGCCCUCAUUCAUCAAGCACUGCUGUCAGGAUAUGCUUACCGCCCAGUGGACGCGGAAGCUUCCCUUUAUUCAAAAGACUGCUCCGGCAGAAUUGGCCGCCAGACUCAUUCACACCUUUCUCGAUGACUUUCCGGACAUUGACUCGGAGCAGUACUUUGUCAUCGACUUUNGCUCUGGAGCAGGAGGUCCGACACCACUGAUAGAAAGAUCCGUCAAUACUUCCAGAGCCAACGCAGGCCAAAGCCCCAUCCCUUUCCGCCUCUCAGACUUCCACCCAAAUCUCGACGCCUGGAUGCCUCUAGCAACCCACAGCGCCAAUCUCAGUUUCAUCCCCCAACCUGUAGACGCCACAAACACAUUCAAAGCUCCUCCCUUGGUCAUUUCCAAAACCUCCUCUUCCAAGGGCUCCACAGGCGAUCACAAAUCCAUUCACCUCUACAGUCUCUCUUUUCACCAUUUUGACGACGAAUCUGCGCAAAAGAUUAUGAACAGUACGUUGAGCACAGCAGAUGGGCUCUGCAUUCUCGAACUCCAGGACCGAAGUCUGGGGUGUUUGGUCUUGAUGUUAGGGGAACCUUUGCUACUGUUCCUUGCCACGCUGUUUUGGUUUCCAAUGCAGUUUUUGCAUUUGCUGUUUACUUAUAUCUUACCUGUUUUGCCAUUUGUGCAAGCCUGGGAUGGGUUGGUGAGUUGCAUGCGCACUCGCACUUUUGCAGAAACAUUGAGGUUUGCGGAAAAGGCUCUGGGCGAGAAAGCUAGGGUUGUGGAAGAGAAGAGGAUGGGUGUGGUGGCAGAGAGGGUUGUAGUGGCGCAGUGCGGGCAGUGGAGGUUUGUAGGGGUGAGAAGGUUGCAUACUUGGCCGUUCGGAUAUGUGAAUGCUUUUCUCGCGAGGAAGGAAAUGUAA
Messenger RNA from Aureobasidium uvarum, 1002 nucleotides. NCBI's taxonomy places the organism in Eukaryota, Fungi, Ascomycota, Dothideomycetes, Dothideales, Saccotheciaceae. The record is from the annotation of a GenBank genome assembly.